AUGCGGCUUUCAGGUGCCGCGACGGGGCUGAGCUUAUUAUGUGCUGCUACCGCUUCCCUCCAUCCUCGUCGCUCGUAUGAAACCCGCGAUUACUUCGCCUUACACCUCGAUGCAGCGACUUCUCCGGCGGAUAUUGCUGAACGCCUAGGCGCCCGCCAUGAAGGUCAGAUUGGCGAGCUUGACGGCCAUCAUACAUUUUCUCUCCCUAGAGAGAGCGGUGACGACCUCAAUGAGCUGCUGGACGAUCUACAAACCAAGAGGAAGCUCCGCCGACGUGGUGAUGCCGCUGGCCACCUCGAGAAAAAAGACGAGGGUCUAGUUGGUAUUCUCUGGUCCCAGAAAUUGGCUCCUAAACAAAGGCUACAGAAAAGAACGCCGCCGCCCGAAAAUUUCGCGAGAGAGAGUUCUGAGACACCGGAGAACGCGGAAGCUGUUCAAGCUCGAAGUGAGCUUAUAUCUACUCUUGGCAUCGCGGAUCCAAUCUUCGAUGCACAAUGGCAUCUAUUCAACACCAAGGAAAUUGGGCAUGACAUGAAUGUAUCGGGAAUAUGGCUUGAAGGCAUUACAGGCAAGGGCGCUACUUCAGCGGUUGUCGAUGAUGGUUUGGAUAUGUACAGCAACGACUUGAGCCCCAAUUACUUUCCCGAGGGCUCCUAUGACUUCAACGAUCACACUCCGGAACCUAGACCUCGCCUGCGCGACGAUAGACAUGGUACUAGAUGCGCCGGAGAGAUUGCUGCAGCAAGAAACGAUGUAUGUGGUGUGGGUGUCGCAUACGACAGCCGAGUUUCCGGAAUCCGGAUUCUGUCGGGCGCUAUUGACGACACCGACGAGGCGAGCGCCAUCAACUAUGCGUAUCAGAAAAAUGAUAUUUACUCGUGUUCUUGGGGUCCCCCUGAUGAUGGUGCUACCAUGGAAGCGCCGGGGGUGCUCAUCAAACGAGCAAUGGUUAAUGGUGUCCAAAAAGGACGAGAUGGAAAGGGAUCGAUUUUUGUUUUCGCUGCUGGGAACGGCGCACCCUCUGGUGAUAACUGCAAUUUUGACGGCUAUACCAACAGCAUUUACAGUAUAACGGUUGGCGCCAUUGACCGGGAGGGCAAGCAUGCGUCUUAUUCGGAGUCUUGUUCCGCCCAAUUGGUUGUCGCUUACAGCAGUGGAUCGAGCGACUCAAUCCAUACGACCGAUGUCGGCACUGACAAAUGUUAUUCCAUGCACGGCGGAACAUCGGCUGCUGGUCCAUUAGUUGUGGGAGCUAUGGCCCUCGUGCUGAGUGUUCGUCCGGAACUUACAUGGCGCGACGCCCAGUAUCUCAUGGUUGAAACGGCAGUACCAGUUCACGAAGAUGAUGGGAGCUGGCAGAUGACCAAGUCCGGGCAAAAAUUCAGCCACGAUUGGGGAUUUGGAAAGGUCGACAUCUACAGCCUGGUGCAGAAAGCCAAGACGUGGGAAAUGGUGAAGCCGCAGGCUUGGUACCAUUCCCCGUGGUUGAGGGUACAGCACGAGGUUCCGCAGGGUGAUAAGGGACUUGCUGCCUCGUGGCAGGUGAGCGAGAAAAUGAUGAAGGACGCCAACAUUGGAAGACUGGAACAUGUUACUGUGACUAUGAACGUGAACCAUACCCGCCGUGGUGAUCUCAGCGUAGAACUACGAAGCCCCGAAGGUGUUGUCAGCCAUCUGAGCACGGCCAGAAGGUACGACGACGCUGAGGUCGGAUACGUUGACUGGACUUUUAUGACAGUUGCCCACUGGGGUGAGUCGGGUAUCGGAACGUGGACAGUCAUUGUCAAGGAUGCCGAAGUUAAUGACAACGUUGGAGAGUUCCUCGAUUGGCGGCUCAACCUCUGGGGUGAGGCAGCUGAUGGAUCUAAGCAGAAAUUGCACCCGCUUCCAGACGAGCAUGACGAUGAUCACACUAUUGAAGACUCCAUUGUCGUUACAACCAGCGUCGAGCCAGCACCAGCACCAACAGAGCCCGCAGAUAAGCCCUCGCACACAGUUGAUCGCCCUGUAAACACCAAGCCUACUCCGACAAAUUCCGAGGCAUCCGGAAGCACAACACCGACCCCGUCCCCGGUGUCAGACAGUUUCCUUCCAUCUUUCUUCCCAACCUUUGGCGCCUCCAAGCACGCGCAAGUGUGGAUCUACACUGCGAUCGGAUCAAUUAUCGUUUUCUGCAUCGGGCUCGGAGUCUAUUUCCAGGUCCAGCGACGCAGACGUCUUCGCAACGAUCGUGACGACUAUGACUUCGAGAUGAUCGAGGAUGAGGAUGAGACCAAGGCUAUGAAUGGUUCCUCGACGCGUCGUCGCGGUGGAGAGUUGUAUAACGCCUUUGCCGGAGAGAGCGAAGAAGAGCCUCUGUUUAGCGAUGAGGAUGAUGACGAAGAGCCCUACAGGGACCAGGCAAACAGUCCCAACCCCAGGGGAAGCGGCAGUGCAGACUUGGAUAAUACCCGCAGAGAUCGCACCUAG
Messenger RNA from Aspergillus calidoustus, 2469 nucleotides. NCBI's taxonomy places the organism in Eukaryota, Fungi, Ascomycota, Eurotiomycetes, Eurotiales, Aspergillaceae. The record is from the annotation of a GenBank genome assembly.